This is a messenger RNA of Hordeum vulgare subsp. vulgare (domesticated barley), 1524 nucleotides long. Its product is annotated as DNA-directed RNA polymerases IV and V subunit 5B-like. Gene Ontology annotation, molecular function: DNA binding; DNA-directed RNA polymerase activity. The transcript is spliced from 5 exons. The record is from RefSeq and is a predicted model, not a curated record. The coding region runs from base 812 to 1438 and encodes 208 amino acids. Gene Ontology annotation, biological process: DNA-templated transcription. NCBI's taxonomy places the organism in Eukaryota, Viridiplantae, Streptophyta, Magnoliopsida, Poales, Poaceae.
UAAGGACCAUCUUACAACAUCAUUGCUCGUUAGCGUGCUAGAGUCCAAUUGGCUGGGAUAGAUGAAGCGAUGAACUCUAACCCACACAACACGAUCCAGUCGUGGAGCACGGAUUAGGAGCGACUUCUCAAGGAUUUAGGAGAAUAAGGGUAGCAAGAGCUCUCCAAUCUCAGGAUGAUGAGUCUAUGUCUUUGGUCUAUUGAUAGAAAUGACAAAUGUCCCCCAACGAAGGAAAUAGCUGGCCUAUUUAUAUUAGGGACAACCUCCCUGGAUUGGUGUUAAAGCGAACUAGCUUUGGGUACCAGCUUAGGUGUGAAACAAAACCAGUUUUGGUGUGAAACUGAACCAGCUUCGGGUAUUGAUGAGAUAGCUUCUAGAGUUCUCCCGUUGGUGUGUGGAUGGCUAUUCCCGACCAAACAUUGUUCGCUGGAGUCGGAACAAUGUUUCUUUAGCAGCAAACUUGAGUUCUGGGAAUCUUUCCAAGUAGGGGUAGUUAAACUCGUCCAAAACAUUGUUUCGCUACCGUCGAAAAAUUGUUUCUUCAACAGAAUACUUGUUUCCUGGUGAACUUCUGACUUUGUUUCUUCGUCAUAAAACAUUGUUUUGCAUGGACCGAAAUGUGGUUGGCCUUCUUCGAUAUAGCACCUGAGUAAAAACCAACAACAAAGGAGGUGAAGUCACAACCAUGUUUUCAAGGUUGGAAUGUCCUCAUCAUGGGACCCCCCUCCUUCACCCGUCGCUGGAGCAGCGAGCAGAGGAGUAGGAAACCACGGCCUUGCCGGCUUUCACCAAGAGGAGAAACUGCUUGCCCAUGAUCUCCUUUUUUCCUGGAGAGAAAGACGGGGUGAAAAUUCUAUUCUGCCCACCAGAACCUGUCAGAAUCGCAAAUAUCCAGGAGAUACAUGACCAGAUCGAAGGAGAGAACUUGUCCAGACUUAUUUUGAUAUUGCUGGGAAAGAUAAUGCCUAGAGCUAAAGAGUCUGUGAAGGAGAAAUUCACAUUUAAAGUAGAUAUUUUUCAGGUCAAUGAGUUACUGGUUAACAUUAGUAAGCAUGACCUGAAGCCCAAGCAUGAAGUGUUGACUGCAGAAGAAAAGGCCAAGCUCCUGAAAUUGUACAAUGUAGAGGAUUCACAGACGCCCGCCUUGGAAUCUCCAAAUCUUGAUUGGAUUAUUCUCCUCCAUACCUAUCCUCAACCCCACUCUCCUAGCGCUAUACAAUCCCCACCACUGCCACAGCAGGAGGCUGCACAGAAGCGGUGGUGUACUUGUUCAUGGACAUGGUGGCCUUCAUAUACAUUGGAAUCCCAAGGUGCCCAACAGAUUCCCCUACCCCUAUUUGUCAUGAAGCUCCACACUCCCUGCCAUGUUUGUGAACCCCAAGCUUGGGAAGGAACUUCACUAACUACUCCCUCCGUUCCUAAAUAUAAGUCUUUCUAGUGUUUCAUUAAAGGAUUACAUACAGAGCAAAAUGCACGAAUCUACACUCGAAAAUAUGUCCAUAUACAUUCGUAUGUAGUCUUUUA